CAUCAACCAUAGAAAUAGAGUCCAAUCCGUUCUGUGUUUAUGGUAUAUCCAAGCCACUCUAUUUCUAUGGUAUCUAUCAACAUCCCUGGACGCAGGGCUAGCUGUCUAGUUAUAGCUGUCCACAACUAGAUGUAUUGAGACGAAAGAAUGAAGACAUGAGAUUUCAAAACCCGUCUAUGUGGAAACGAUUUAAUAGAACGCCUGUCUGUCACGGAUUUACUCAGACAUUAUUAAGGCGAUGCAGCAGCGGCGUAACAGCAUCGGAGCGGAGCGCCUCAGCCAGUAGCUAGCUGGCUGGCUGGCUAUUCAACUUGCUAACAACAGUAGCUAGCCAGAUGCCUUUACAGAAAAGGCGCCGUCUUUUAGCACGCGAACUCAUUUCCAGACCUCAAACACUCGGAGACGUCGUUAAUGUUACAAUAUUGCGGUUGCGCGUUUAGUUUCGUGUUUAAUCGGCAACUGGUAGGUAGUUCGUUUCGCAAUUUAGCCAGUUAGCUAAUUGUGCUAGUCAAGCCAGUCAAUUCAGCGGAUGAACUUGGUAUUCUGAGGAGACGCUGCGCGACAUAAGGCGCAGGCCCGGUCGAGGAAGCUGAGAAAAUAUACCAUAUACAUCCAGUAGAUAGCAAAAUACCGAUUUUAACCACGGAACAAAACAUUACACCAACGCCUUUGCUACUGAUAUGGUCACCGGGAAUGUAACCUAGAUCAUAAUGUCUUAGCCGCAGUUACAGUACAACCACACAGAUGCGACAAUCUUGGAUUUUCAUUUGUCACUGAAAGCCUGCGCGUCCUGCUUAUUUAACAUAUAUACUAUUAGUUAGCUUUUUAACUACGAAGGUAGUAUUAACACACGAUUGACUGUAUUCGUUGUUAUUUUGUCGAGUUUGGUACUGUCGUUUUCCCCCCCAUCUGAUCGUAUAGUGUAACUGUCCGGAUCACAACCAAAGAACAUGAUGGAUCAACAUGCCAAAAGGUUUUGCACGAAUAAAAGUCACUCAGUUGCCGUCACCCCGUCACUUCACUGAGGGUCCCCCGAUACUUCAUUUCUGGAAACGUGCCGGCUGCAGGGAUGAGAUAAUAAAGCGGCAGACAACGCAGCCGUGACAUUUGUCCGACCCCGAGUAACCUUCCACAGUCCGCCAUGACCACGCCGGCUCUACUGCCGCUGUCUGGCCGCCGGAUCCCCAACCUGUCGCCCGGCGCCUCCUCUUUCCCGCACCACAGAGCCACCCUGAGGCUCUCGGAGAAGUUCAUCCUGCUCCUCAUCCUCAGUGCCUUUAUCACCUUGUGCUUCGGGGCUUUCUUCUUCCUCCCGGACAACUCGAAGCACAAGCGCUUCGACCUGGGCCUGGAGGAUGUGCUCAUCCCCCACAUCGAGGCGCCCAAGGGGGCUAAGCAUCCCGGUGGACAGGUGGUCAUUCACGGUCAGGGGGGCCACGACGAGCACCGGCACAGGGAGGAGGAGGAGAGCUUGCGGCAUAAAAUCCGUGCUGACCACGAGCGUGCCCUGCAGGAGGCCAAGGAGAAGCUGAAGAAGUCCCGGGACGAGCUGCGGGCCGAGAUCCAAACGGAGAAGAGCAAGGUGGUGCAGGAGCUGAAGAAGAAGGACGGGCCCAAGCCGCUGCCCCCGGUCCCUAUGCCCAAGGUGGUCGGGGUCAACGAUGGGGACCCUGGGGAGCCGGACGUCAAGGAGAAACGGGACAAGAUCCGAGAGAUGAUGAAGCAUGCAUGGGACAGCUACAGGCAGUACGGAUGGGGACACAAUGAGCUGAAACCUCUGGCCAAGAAAGGACAUUCCACCAAUAUCUUUGGUAAUUCCCAGAUGGGGGCCACCAUCGUGGACGCCUUGGACACUCUCUACAUGAUGGGCCUCCACGACGAGUUCAAGGACGGACAGGAGUGGAUCGAGCACAACCUGGACUUCAGUGUGAACGCUGAGGUGUCGGUCUUCGAGGUCAACAUCCGCUUCAUCGGAGGACUGCUGGCCGCCUAUUACCUCUCUGGACAGGAGGUGUUUAAGGUGAAGGCGGUCCAGCUGGCCGAGAAGCUGCUGCCGGCCUUUAACACCCCCACCGGCAUCCCCUGGGCCAUGGUCAACCUCAAGAGCGGCGUCGGCCGUAACUGGGGCUGGGCGUCGGCUGGCAGUAGCAUCCUGGCGGAGUUCGGAACCCUCCACAUGGAGUUUGUCCACCUCACCUACCUCACCGGGAACCCUGCUUACUACCAGAAGGUGAUGCACAUACGGAAGCUCCUGGCCAAAAUGGACCGGCCCAACGGGCUGUACCCCAACUACCUGAACCCACGCACCGGGCGCUGGGGCCAACACCAUACAUCAGUCGGAGGUCUGGGGGACAGUUUCUACGAAUACCUGCUGAAGGCCUGGCUGAUGUCAGACCGGACCGACACAGAGGCCCGGAAGACGUACGAUGACGCUAUCGAGGCUAUCGAGCGCCACCUGAUCCGAAAGUCCAACGGAGGCCUGACGUUCAUCGGUGAGUGGAAGAACGGCCACCUGGAGAGGAAGAUGGGUCACCUGACCUGCUUCGCCGGGGGGAUGUUUGCUCUGGGCGCCGACGGCUCGCCAGACGACAAGGCCGGACACUAUUUGCAGCUUGGGGCCGAGAUCGCGCACACCUGUCAUGAGUCCUACGACCGCACUGUGUUGAAGCUGGGUCCGGAGGCCUUUAAGUUUGACAGUGGUCUGGAGGCUGUGGCGGUCCGUCAGAAUGAGAAGUACUACAUCCUGAGGCCAGAGGUCAUCGAGACCUACUGGUACAUGUGGAGGUUCACCCACGACCCCAAAUACAGGCAGUGGGGCUGGGAGGCAGCACAGGCCAUAGAUAAGUACUGCAGGGUAAGCGGGGGGUUCUCUGGGGUCAAGGAUGUCUACUCAUCUAAUCCAACCUAUGACGAUGUCCAGCAGAGCUUCUUCCUGGCCGAGACACUCAAGUAUCUGUACCUGUUGUUCUCCAGCGAUGACCUGAUGCCUCUGGAGAGCUGGGUGUUCAACACGGAGGCCCACCCCCUGCCGGUGUUGCGACUGGCCAACAUCACCCUCCCAGGGAGCCAGGCCCAGCGGUAGAGACCAGGGGGUCUCCAGGGAGUCAUGUCGCCCUGCCUGUCCGCCUCCACCGCUCCUCUCACUGCUCCUGGCUGCCGGAGGAGAGAGCUCAGACCACCACGGAGACCAGAGGACUGAAACAAUAGCGUCUCUCUCUGUCCUUCGCUCCUUCUUAUUCUUUCAUUCUCUAGCCCACUCUCUCUUUUGUUAGCACUUUCUGCUCAUCAGAAGGACAGAGGGUGCUUUUGGGAUUGGCUUUGAAAGCCCUCAUCCUUGUCAUGUGACUUUUGUUGAAACACUGAGCUCAAGUCUGGAGGUUUGAUUUGUUUUCAUCAAACCCUAGCUCAUAACUGACAGACACAGGAGCGAGAGAGAGUGUACAGAGUCUGAACUGCCAGACUCUCUUCUGAAGGGUUGCGCAUCUGACCGACAGAACAUUUAGGACUUGGGGUUUGAUGGUUUCUUUUUUUUUUCAGUUCUGACUUCUGGACGUUGAUUGGCGGGGACAAGACAGACUGUAACCCUCCUGAUCCGUCGGCCAUUUCUGUUUACUGUCUUAAUCUGAACUUUGACCUGGAACUGUAUCAGAGUCACUUUAUGGACCGGAGCAACGGCUUAAUGCCUCCCCUUUUCUGGAACCACUCAACAGUAGACUGUGGAUAUAGAACUCUACGCUGCAUUCUGCCAUUUCUCUACACUUUGUUCUCACACUGUUACUUUUUUUCCCUGUCUUAUUCUCUCUCUCUCUCUCUCUCUCUCUCUCUCUCUCUCUCUCUCUCUCUCUCUCUCUCUCUCGAUUAGCAGGUGACAUACGUAGCUCAGCCUGGCUUCAAAUAUGUUUUGCUGCUAAUCGCCCAUUGCUGUUUCUUUCCCCUCUCAACUUCGCCACAUCUCUCCAAUCCACUUCUUUCCUCAGGCAUUUCGUUCUUGUCAUGUCUCUUCGCUCCCCCAGUCAGUCCUCCAGUCUGGUAAAUUUCCGUUCCUUGUCGUUUCCAUAAAUCACUAACACUCCACAGGCAGACAGGGAACCGGCCGUGUUUGGCAGUGUUUCCCAUCUGCUGAUAAAAUGCCCCCCCCCCCUCCCCCAUGGUUACAUUGUUCUGCACUUUGUUGUUUGGAAUUCUGUGAGGGAGAGGAGAAGUUGAGCUGCGGCCCCGUAGGAGCUGAAGACACAAAGCUCUCCGUUUAUCCGUCACUGAAUGCUUUUAAAAUGACUGACAUGGACCCAUAUUGAUGCAUUACCACUGGAGUUUUUCCUGAUAGGAAGGGGCCAGGCGUUUUUCCUGAUAGGAAGGGGCCAGGCGUUUUUCCUGAUAGGAAGGGGCCAGGCGUUUUUCCUGAUGGGAAGGGGCCCUACUCAUAGGAUUUCUACCUAAAUUGUUUGGGGUUUUUUUGUUUUCAUUCCAAUUACCACAUGCUAAUGUGGGCUCAUCCACCUGUACAUUGAGUCUGUGUGGAGUGUUCUGACAUUCAUUCUCUAUGGGGUUGUUGUCUUAAAGAACCUUUCUGCAUAUUAGUCUUGUUUCUGCCACAGUAGAUGAAAUGGAGCACACUGCUGUGUCCAAUAAGAUGUCUUAUUGGUGUCAUGGGUGGAAUACAGUACAGUAGGUUAAGGUGCUGAAGGAGGAUAUUCUGAAUGAAAUGACAAUUAUGUUGAACGUAUCAAUUAAUUUAAAGCCUUAUCAAGUAUUGCUAUGUGACGCCUUUGGCCAAUACUGUUUUAUUUUAUUUUUUUCUCAGUUUCACGAAAUGUUAUUCGUACAAGUUCAUACAGCUGUUAAUUUUCUAAGAAUCACCCGGACCCGUGAUGAAGGAAUGCAUGACGAUGGCCCCCGACCACCGUCAUAGAAAGCCAUACCAACUCUUUCACUGUUUUGAUCAUCUGUCAUUUUACUUAAACGAGUACCACCUACCUAUAUAGCACCUGUCACACUGAGCAUAUAUUCCUUUUGUCUUUUUUUUUUUUAAUUCACUGUCACACCCUCUCCCACUAGUUCAUAUCCCUCCUGGGGUCUUUUCCCGUCUCACAUCUCCCUGCAACCAUACUCCUUGUCCCCCUCUUGCUCAGUCUCUCCCUCUCAUGGUGGUAACAGCAACAGCCUGCUGCUGUAUUACAGUAUCCAGUCUGUUUAUCCCUGUCAGUCCUCAUCUCACUGACUUCGUCACUGCUCACAAAGCCCAGGCUUUCUUUGGCGCCGUUUGUCGCAAGGAGGAUGUUCAUUUUGGGGAGGGGGAAAGUGUUCUGUAUUUGUAUUUUUACCGAACAAAAAAAAAAAAGAUGUGUAAAUAUGUUUAAAAUGAGACACAAAUUAAUUAAAGAUGUUACAAAAAGUGAACAGAAUAACUCAAAA
Esox lucius (northern pike) is the source of this 5412-nucleotide messenger RNA. RefSeq names its product mannosidase, alpha, class 1A, member 2 (gene man1a2). Gene Ontology annotation, biological process: N-glycan processing; carbohydrate metabolic process. Lineage: Eukaryota; Metazoa; Chordata; Actinopteri; Esociformes; Esocidae. The transcript is spliced from 14 exons. Gene Ontology annotation, molecular function: mannosyl-oligosaccharide 1,2-alpha-mannosidase activity; calcium ion binding. Gene Ontology annotation, cellular component: endoplasmic reticulum; extracellular exosome; Golgi membrane. The coding region runs from base 1142 to 3082 and encodes 646 amino acids. The record is from RefSeq and is a predicted model, not a curated record.